AUGGCAUCUCCCGCCACAUACAAGUGGUGCACACAGCGUACUUCGAUUUUCCUACGAUCCGUCGCGGCCAUAAGCUCCCUCGCCGCGCUGAUUGCGUUCGGAUGGUCCCAAACGAUGUUCGACAGCGACAUGGUAAUAGUGGAAGAUGCGGGCAAUUCGAUGGUCAGCCCCGUCACCGGAGCGACCGAGUAUACCUUUGUCUGGUCGCUGAUAAUAGCCUCCGUUGAAUUGUCUCUUUCCGUCCCCAUCCACCCAGCCAUCUAUGUUACCUUCGAUCUCCUCGCGUGGGCCGCGCUGGUUAUCUCUAUGACCUUAUACCUUUUGCUCAUGAACCCAUACUAUACCCGAGACGGAUAUAGUUGCGGCGUCAAUGGCAGGCCGAACUGUAAUGGAAAGGCUGUUGCCGAUAUCGAGCAUUUCGGUACAGCUAUGGCUUUUAUUGCUCUCAUUAUUCAUUUCGGGUAUUUUGUUUGGUCGUGUCGUGCUGUUGAUAAGAUGCGGAAGGGAGCCUCGAAGAAGUCUCAGGAUAUAGAACUCAACUGUGCCAAGUGACGGAAGAUGGUACAAGCCCUUUGUAUAGGAUAUGGCAGUACGGACUUUUUAUGAUAUUGAUGGCUC
This is a messenger RNA of Aspergillus alliaceus, 618 nucleotides long. RefSeq lists its product as uncharacterized. Lineage: Eukaryota; Fungi; Ascomycota; Eurotiomycetes; Eurotiales; Aspergillaceae. The transcript has 3 exons. The coding region runs from base 1 to 552 and encodes 183 amino acids. The record is from RefSeq and is a predicted model, not a curated record.